AUGUCUGCCCAGGGCCCCACCAAUGGCCGUGAUGGAUCAGAGAAGACUCUCACUUUCCUAGGAUGCGGGAGUUUGGGUCUUGCUAUCCUCACGGGAAUCCUUUCUUCUCUCUCGGAAACAGAGAACCAAAUACAGAAUCCUUCUUUUCAGCCUCCGACGAGAUUUAUAGCAUGCGUACAGCGGCCUGAAUCAGCGAAGCGCAUUCAAGAUGCCGUCAGCGUUUACCCCAAAUUUCCCGUAACAGUCCUCCAGAAAGAAAACCUCAAAGGCGUCCAGGAAGCCGAUGUCGUUCUUCUGGGUUGCAAACCCUAUAUGCUUAAGGAUGUGUUGACCGCCCCUGGUAUCCGGGAGGCUCUGAAGGGCAAGUUGCUGAUCAGUGUUUUGGCCGGAGUCUCUGUCAAGCAAGUGGAAGAUACUUUGUAUCCGGACGGGUUGGUUCCUGUGUCGGAGAGAUGCACGGUCGUACGCGCUAUGCCCAACACCGCAGCCAUGGUUCGAGAGUCGAUGACUGUUAUUGGCACCCCAGAGGUUCCCUUGCCUUCUGAGUGGAAUGAGUUGGUUUCCUGGAUCUUCACACGCAUUGGCAAGGUGGUCCAUCUCCCGCCGUCCCAGAUGGAUGUUUGUACCGCACUAGCUGGCUCUGGCCCUGCCUUCGUAUCGUUGGUCCUCGAAGGACUCACGGAUGGGGCUGUGGCAAUGGGCCUGCCGCGCGCCACGGCACAGCUCAUGGCCUGUCAAGUUAUGCAGGGCACUGUUAGUAUGAUUCAGAAUGGCGAACAUCCCGCCAUUGUUAAAGAGAAGGUUUCCUCCCCUGGUGGGUGUACCAUCGGUGGACUGCUCGUCCUCGAGGAGGCUGCAGUCAGAGGGAGCCUGGCGCGUUCUGUUAGAGAAGCAACUGUUGUUGCGAGCCAGCUCGGGAAAGGCGUCCAGGGUGUUAAUGGUACCCGGUGGUAG
This is a messenger RNA of Rasamsonia emersonii CBS 393.64, 954 nucleotides long. Its product is annotated as Pyrroline-5-carboxylate reductase. Lineage: Eukaryota; Fungi; Ascomycota; Eurotiomycetes; Eurotiales; Trichocomaceae. Gene Ontology annotation, biological process: L-proline biosynthetic process. The transcript has 2 exons. The record is from RefSeq and is a predicted model, not a curated record. The coding region runs from base 1 to 954 and encodes 317 amino acids. Gene Ontology annotation, molecular function: pyrroline-5-carboxylate reductase activity.